Messenger RNA from Tarenaya hassleriana, 1056 nucleotides. RefSeq lists its product as uncharacterized. The coding region runs from base 377 to 886 and encodes 169 amino acids. NCBI's taxonomy places the organism in Eukaryota, Viridiplantae, Streptophyta, Magnoliopsida, Brassicales, Cleomaceae. The record is from RefSeq and is a predicted model, not a curated record. The transcript is spliced from 6 exons.
CUGUGAUCACUAUUUUAUGGGAAUCUGGGACUGUUUUUAUCAAACUAUUUUUUUUAAAUUUCUAAUCAUUUAUUUUAAUAAAAAUCAUAAUGGAAAUUUUCUAUUCGUUCUUUUUGGCUGUGGAAGAAUCACCACACACGCAGUAAGCAAGGUUGAGAAAACAAUAAAGAUAACGGGAAAAAGAAACCCGGAUAAACGAAGGAGAACCCUUUGGAUUCUGGAUCGACCUGAAGGCUUGGGAUUUUCCCGGUGGGCAGAAGGAGGAAGGAAACCCUAAUCCCAAUCUGUCCCGAAUAUGCCAUUUUUGAGGAUUGUUAGGCUUCUUCUUCCUGGAAUCAGGGUCUUGAUUAGAAGGUCGCUAAGUUGGUUGCUUUAGAUGCGAAUCCGAGGAUAUAUUCCCUCCUGGAUCUACCAUUUAUUUGGUUGCAUGGGAGGUUGUUUUGGAUGCUGCACUAAACCGCCACUGGUAAUUGCAGUGGACGAGCCUUCUAAAGGGUUGAGGAUUCAAGGUCGGUUAGUGAGGAGAGCAAGCGUAUCAGACGAUUUCUGGAGCACAAGCACCUGUGAGAUGGAUAACAGUACGCUUCAGUCACAGAGGAGCCUUUCUUCAAUCAGCUUCACAAACAACAAUGUCGUUUCUUGCGGUACAAGCAAUCCCACAGAAUUCGUUAAUCACGGGUUGAUCCUUUGGAACCAGACGAGGCAGCAAUGGCUAGCAAAUGGAACUUCUCAAACGAAGUCCAAACUCCGUGAACCUACAAUAAGCUGGAACGCGACCUAUGAGAGCUUGCUGGGCAUGAACAAGCGGUUUUCUCGUCCGAUUCCUCUCCCUGAAAUGGUGGAUUUUCUGGUUGAUGUGUGGGAGCAAGAGGGCCUUUACAUGUGAAUUUGCUUGCUACUCUUUUAACACAAAAGAGUUUUUCCUCUUCUGGGUGAUAGUGGAAAUAAUAACUUGAAACUUUGAUUGUAGCAUUUGGCAAAGAUCAGAGGAUCAGAUGUUUUGUAUAACCAAAGUGUGAAUGGCAAUUUAGAAACAAUUUCUAUUUCUUUUUUACA